Molecule: messenger RNA, 948 nt
Organism: Brassica napus (rape)
Lineage: Eukaryota; Viridiplantae; Streptophyta; Magnoliopsida; Brassicales; Brassicaceae
Exons: 11
Coding region: 1-948 (315 amino acids)
Source: RefSeq, a predicted model, not a curated record
AUGUGGACGACGGUGAUAAAGAGAGUGAAAAUUCAGAAACCAAUGAAGGACAAACACAAGAGGAAGAGGAACAACAACAAUAGGAUGACACUGAAGUCAAUGCAGAUGUGGACGUCGGUGUUGAAGAAAGAUGGAGAAGUAAAUGAGGAUGCAUCUAAAAAGUCCGUGAAGGGUACAAAGAAACGUGGAAGAGGAACUAAGGGAAUGAAGAAAGGUGUAACACCCCCACGUGAAGUACAACAACAAGUAGAAGAUGAUGCAGAAGUGGACGUCAGUGCUAAAGAAAUUGAAAAUCCAGAAACCAAUGAAGGAAUGAAAAAAGGUGUAACACCCCCACGUGAAGUACAACAACAAGUAGAAGAUGAUGCAGAAGUGGACGUCGGUGCUAAAGAAAUUGAAAAUCAAGAAACCAAUGAAGAUGGAGAAAUAAAUGAGGAUGCAUCUAAAAAGCCCGUGAAGGGUACAAAGAAAUGUGGAAGAGGAACUAAGGGAAUGAAGAAAGGUGUAAUACCCCCACGUGAAGUACAACAACAUGUAGAAGAUGAUGCAGAAGUGGACGUCGGUGGUAAAGAAAUUGAAAAUCCAGAAACCAAUGAAGGAAUGAAGAAAUGUGUAACACCCCCACGUGAAGUACAACAACAAGUAGAAGAUGAUGCAGAAGUGGACGUCGGUGCUAAAGAAAUUGAAAAUCCAGAAACCAAUGAAGGAAUGAAGAAAGGUGUAACAGCCCCACGUGAAGUACAACAACAAGUAAAAGAUGAUGCAGAAGUCGAUGCUAAAGAAAGUGAAAAUCCAAAAACCAAUGAAGAUGAAGAAGUGAAUGAGGAUGCAUCUAAAAAGCACGUGAAGUUUACAAAGAAACGUGGAAGAGUAACUAAGGAACCUAACAUUGACACCUCCAAUCAAAAAGACAAAAGAAACAAGAAGAUUCAGCUGCUGAUGCGAUAG